AUGAACACUCCAGGGGGCCUGCACUCGGACUUCGAGGCGCUUCUCACACGUUUCCAGGAGACCGACAGCGUCCGAUUCGAGGAUUUCACCGCCCUAUGGAGGGAGAUGAAGUUUCAUACUAUCUUUUAUGGCAGAACAAGACAUAUGGAAAAGAACAAAUUUACAAAGGAAGCUUUAGCUCUGGCUUGGAAAUAUUUUCUACCUCCAUAUACCUUUCAAAUCAGAGUUGGUGCUUUGUAUCUUAUGUAUGGACUGUAUAAUACACAGCUUUGUCAGCCAAAGCAAAAGAUUAGAGUAUGCCUUAAAGAUUGGGAUGAAGUUAUGAAAUUCCAGCAAGAUCUGACAAAUGCACAACAUUAUGAUGCUUCUUAUAUUCUUAGGAAGCUGCGACUGGACAAAGCCUUUCAUUUCACAGCCAUGCCCAAACCUCUGUCUUAUAGAAUGAAGAAAAAUAUUCCACGAACUGAAGUUACAGAAGAAUUUAAGGAACCAAAUGACCGGGUAAUGAAGCUCAUCACUGCUGAUACUUUAGAGGAAAUUAUGAAUAUCCAUGAUCAUUACCAGGAAAUGAAGCAGAUAAUUUCAGCUGAUAAAUCCCAACCUGAUAAAGCCCUCAGCUUGAUAAAAGAUGAGUUUUUAGUUAACAUUAAGAACUUGGUUUUAGAACAUAAACAGUGGCAUGAAGACAAAAAGAAGCUAUUAACAAAAGUUAAAAAUGAAGAUGACCAAAAAGAAAAGGAAGGAAGUUCACAAGAAUUGGAAGGUUCUGAAAGAGCAGGAGCAUUAGCUAAAAUAAAAUCGAAGGCCUAUUCAAUUGUCACUCAGGCAUCCAAGUCAAGAAGACAUCGUCAAGUUAAACUUGAGCCACUCGAAUCAGAAUUUGUUAAAAAACUAGUCAAGACACCUUAUAAUAAAAGAAACAAAGAAAAACUAGAAUCAGGAGAGGAAACAUCAUCUCAGAAUAAAGCACCUAAGAGGAAAAGAACAUGUUGAACAAGAGCCUGGACUACAGAGUUUUGUGAAAUUUGAAUUUUUGGACAGGAAGUGCAGCUGUGGGCAUUGAUCACAGCUCUGAAAGGUGGACUUCCAGACUGGGUCAGCUCUCUGCCUUCAUUCUCCCUUUGGAUUAAUUUUGCUGAGGACCUGUUUUCUUGGAAACCCUGGAUCAUCGCUGGAACAGGAGUGAAUUCAGAUGUGAGACAUCCAUUCCCCUUCCAGCCAGUCAGGCUAAACCAGGAAGCCUGGGCUAGUAUAGUGUAGAUCCUGACCCAGUUCCCAGUCCCUGAGUUUUGUCCUUAUAUAUCUAAUUUAGAGUGACCUCUCCCUACAUCUCUUACCCUUAAAUACAUUAUUA
Messenger RNA from Gracilinanus agilis (Agile Gracile Mouse Opossum), 1354 nucleotides. RefSeq names its product small nuclear RNA activating complex polypeptide 1 (gene SNAPC1). The record is from RefSeq and is a predicted model, not a curated record. Gene Ontology annotation, cellular component: snRNA-activating protein complex. Gene Ontology annotation, molecular function: sequence-specific DNA binding. Gene Ontology annotation, biological process: snRNA transcription by RNA polymerase II; snRNA transcription by RNA polymerase III. The transcript has 10 exons. The coding region runs from base 1 to 993 and encodes 330 amino acids. Lineage: Eukaryota; Metazoa; Chordata; Mammalia; Didelphimorphia; Didelphidae.